GAUAACUCUAAAGAUUUACAAAUCAGGCAUGGAUAGCAGUGGAAUACCAAAGGAGAUGAAAGAAAGGCUUACAGCUUUUGAUCUUUCACUCACAGAGGUAGAAAAGACCUUGAAGUAUCUAGUCGAUGUUCCCCAAAAUGAGCUAAACGAAAAGAUGACACCAUUAGACAAAGCAAAACUUGAUUUGACAGGAGCAUAUACCAUCAACUCAUUGUUCUGGAUGUACCUCAAUGUAUGUGGUAUAAAUCCAAAAGAACAUGCUGUGAAACAGGAACUCGAUAGAAUAAGAAGUUACAUGAAUAGGGUAAAAGACAUCCAGGACAAAGCAAAGGCUCCAAAACUGGAUAAGGGAGCAGCUAAACGAUUUGUUAAGAGUUCUCUGUGGCAGGCUGCAAAGGAUAAAAUACAAGAGCAUGUUACACCAAAAGAAAAUAAAGAUAAACCUAUAGUUAUAGAUGACGAAGAGCCAGAAACAUCUGGAUUAUCCAGAAAAAGGAAGAGAGACAGCCAGACAGAUGAUACGCCAGUUAAACAUUCAAAAAAGAAAAAGAAGAAGAAAGAAAAGAAAUGAACUUUUGAAAGUGGUAAUAGAAGGAAGUAAUCUGUGAUAUCAAACCACUGUUAUAUUAAUGAACUAGAAUAUAAAGUGGCACAGUCUGUGAAGAUUGUAGUAUUUAAAAACUGCUAAUAGACUUCAAGAUGACAAACAGAGGAAAUUACUCAAUGCAUUGAUACUAUAUGUUAUGAAGACAAAGAAAAAAAUGUUAUCUUUAUAAUAAAAAUGUAAUCAAA
Messenger RNA from Mytilus californianus (California mussel), 792 nucleotides. RefSeq names its product nuclear nucleic acid-binding protein C1D-like. Lineage: Eukaryota; Metazoa; Mollusca; Bivalvia; Mytilida; Mytilidae. Gene Ontology annotation, biological process: maturation of 5.8S rRNA; regulation of gene expression. The transcript is spliced from 5 exons. Gene Ontology annotation, cellular component: nucleolus; exosome (RNase complex). The record is from RefSeq and is a predicted model, not a curated record. Bases 29 to 571 code for a protein of 180 amino acids. Gene Ontology annotation, molecular function: RNA binding; DNA binding.